AUGGCGUUGUCUACUAGAUGGAAAAUUCUGAAUAGAGAGUUAGGGAAAUGGAGAAAUGACUUGACAAAAGCAAGGGAGAACAUUCGAAGCAGUCAAAAUCUAUCCGAUGAGAUCAUACAAGCACAAGUUUGGUUCGGUGCCAUGGGGCAAGACAAAAAAAGUUUCUUGCAUCACGAAUGUUGGGAAGUUGUGAAGGAUUGCUCAAGAUUCAAAAUUAUUCCCACAGGUCCGGCAGUUGUGUUGAAUGAGACGCCACUCCACGAUUCGCCAACAACCGAUUUGCUAUUUGACUCUGCAAUGGAAACGGAGUCACCACUCCCACGUGCACUGAGACCUAUUGGGAGAAAAGCGGCAAAGGCCAAGAAAGGGAGCACUUCGAACAAUGAAUGUGCACAAUUUUUGGAGCAAAUAGCUAAGAACACCGCACUAAGAAUUGAAAGAGACUUGAAAAGAGAAGAAGCGGACAUGGCAUGA
Messenger RNA from Prunus armeniaca (apricot), 474 nucleotides. The record is from the annotation of a GenBank genome assembly. Lineage: Eukaryota; Viridiplantae; Streptophyta; Magnoliopsida; Rosales; Rosaceae.